Aedes albopictus (Asian tiger mosquito) is the source of this 1434-nucleotide messenger RNA. RefSeq lists its product as uncharacterized. NCBI's taxonomy places the organism in Eukaryota, Metazoa, Arthropoda, Insecta, Diptera, Culicidae. The coding region runs from base 221 to 1321 and encodes 366 amino acids. The transcript has 6 exons. Gene Ontology annotation, molecular function: serine hydrolase activity. The record is from RefSeq and is a predicted model, not a curated record.
UCUUCCUUCUUCAACACUUUUAGACACAUCUAGAGUCUUACCAAAACUACCACACUGAGCUGCGAUUCAUUGAUAUAAUGUAAGAGCCAUCCAUUCCGCAUGUGCAGUAUUAGCGAAAAAAUCUGAACGGUGCCAACAUAAAUAUCAGAGUUGCAACGCGGAGGAGACGCUUGAUCCUUGACGUCUGUGCGUUUGACGCGGCGUUCGAUACCGCCGUGAAAUGUUGCAUGUGUCCUACCGGCUGAUCUCCCGUGGUCUCCUACGCCCAAACACCUUCGGAUACCGAAAUCAGUGUCUCAAGCUGCAAACGUCGUCGUCGAAUCAAUUCAGCGGAAUUGUUCAAUUGACCGGUAAUUACCGACCCAAUAAGAGUACCGAGCAACAGAACAACGCAGCUGGAACAGUAUCGGUAAUUGUUGAGACCCAUCGACGGCGACGCGGGCCAAUCGUGAUGAGUUCGAGAAAUGGAAGCUCGAAGCCGACCCUGGCAACCAUUCGGGUGUCCAGCUUGACGAAGAAUAUGCACUUUUACAGUGCAACCAAGCGCAACUGGGAUAAGGAUUCGAAGAGCUUGAGACUAAACGAACAACUGGACCGACCACUGGUGCUAAUCUUAGCCUGGCUGCAGGCAACGGAGAAACAUCUCCGCAAAUAUGCCGAAUUCUACGUCGAGCAAGGUUUCGAGGUUCUCGUCGCCCACAUCAGCCCGUGGCAGUUGAUGUGGCCUGUUCAUGGCACACAAGCCGUGGCCGGUGAUAUAGUGAAAUUUCUCCGAAAUAACGACCUCGAACGUGGAAUAGUGCUUCAUGGGUUCUCCGUUGGCGGUUACCUCUGGGGCGAAUGUCUAGUCAAAAUUCAUGAGGAUGAAGCGAACAAGGGCGUGAUGGAAAAAAUCAAAGGUCAAAUCUGGGAUAGCGCAGCAGAUAUUACGGAAAUCCCGGUCGGAGUUCCUCAUGCCGUUCUGCCGAAAAAUCCCACUUUACAAAGUGCUUUGCGCGGCUAUAUAACCUACCACUUGAAGCUGUUCCACGAGGAAGCUACCCAGUAUUAUGAAAAGUGCAACAAGCUGUAUUUUAAUGAACCGGCACACUGCCCUGCUCUGCUUUUGGUUUCCAAAACGGAUCCCGUUGGAACGGAAGCUGCUAACAGGCGACUUAUGGCUACUUGGGAAUCGAUAGGCAUUAAGACGACGAUGAAGUGCUGGGAUCGUUCACCUCACGUAGGUCACUUCCACAAGCAUCGGGACGAGUACAUCGAGCAGCUGCUUUCUCACCUUAGCUCCCUCAACAUUGCAGGUUAUUCACCGAAGGCAAAACUGUAAACCGAAAACCAUCAUUCCAUGACCUGUGAUAAGAAUCGAUAAACCUCUUUGUGUCUCUCUGAUGAACAGUAAUUUGGCUAAGCCUGAACCAAAAAUAAAUGAUUACCAUUUGA